Molecule: messenger RNA, 1014 nt
Organism: Trichoderma gamsii
Lineage: Eukaryota; Fungi; Ascomycota; Sordariomycetes; Hypocreales; Hypocreaceae
Product: chitinase
Exons: 1
Coding region: 1-1014 (337 amino acids)
Biological process (GO): carbohydrate metabolic process
Cellular component (GO): extracellular region
Molecular function (GO): chitinase activity
Source: RefSeq, a predicted model, not a curated record
AUGCCGCCAAUUCAGCUAGCCUCCAACCCGCUCCCCAGAAUCAUUACCUACUACCAAACCCACCAUGAUUCUGCCAGCAAACCAAUCUCCGUCCUACCACUUCUUACCCAACCGGGUAUCUCAAUAACUCACGUCAUCUUAGCCGCCAUUCAUCUCAACGAAGAUCCCAAUCAUAUCACACUCAACGACCAUCCUCCUCAUCAUCCGCGCUUCGAAACGCUAUGGGCCGAACUCCGUAUUCUCCAGGCCUCUGGGGUGAAAGUUCUAGGCAUGCUUGGCGGAGCGGCCAAAGGAUCAUACAAGCGAUUGGAUGGUUCUAGCGAGCAAUUCGAAAGAUAUUACGUUCCUCUACGAGAUAUCAUCCGCGCACGGGGUCUCGAUGGCCUGGACCUCGAUGUUGAAGAGGACAUGUCAUUAGGCGGCGUCAUCAACCUCAUUGACCGUUUGAGAAGCGAUUUCGGCAAAGGCUUUAUCAUUACUUUGGCACCCGUUGCCGCCGCUCUCCUUGAUCAUAGGAGUAACCUCAGUGGCUUCGACUAUGAGGCUCUGGAAGUCAUGCGCGGCAAGGAAAUCGCAUGGUACAACACUCAGUUCUACUCUGGCUGGGGCGAUAUGAGCAACCCCAUCAUGUAUGAAAUGAUUCUUCGCAAGGGCUGGCCAGCCGAAAAGGUCGUUGUUGGCCUCAUUACAAAUCCAGAAAAUGGCAAUGGGUUUGUUAUGUGGGAAUUUCUCUCAAAUGUCUUGGCUCUGCUUCGAGGACGUCAUGAGCGCUUUGGCGGAGUCAUGGGAUGGGAGUACUUCAAUAGCCUUCCAGGUGGCAGAGAGAGGCCCUGGGAAUGGGCAAGGCAGAUGACCUCUAUCUUGAGAAAUAACGUUCCCUUACCGAGUACCAAUCCUCCACCAAUCAAUGAAGCAACGAAGCCAGUCCUAGAAGCUGAUCCCGAUGCUCCCAACGAUAAGCCGAUCCAAGUUCCAGGACAGUUCGAUUAUUACUCGGAUGGAUCAGAUGAAUAA